Messenger RNA from Austrofundulus limnaeus, 2059 nucleotides. It is a transcript of the gene pex19, whose product is annotated as peroxisomal biogenesis factor 19. The transcript has 8 exons. The coding region runs from base 30 to 911 and encodes 293 amino acids. The record is from RefSeq and is a predicted model, not a curated record. NCBI's taxonomy places the organism in Eukaryota, Metazoa, Chordata, Actinopteri, Cyprinodontiformes, Rivulidae. Gene Ontology annotation, cellular component: peroxisome; peroxisomal membrane. Gene Ontology annotation, biological process: protein import into peroxisome membrane.
CGCGCGCUCGCUCCAGUUUACAGAUCAUCAUGGCGUCGGGAACUGGUGGAGAGUCAUCCGGCGGACACGAUGCCGAACUGGACGAAUUGUUGGACAGUGCAUUGGAUGAUUUUGACAAGGCACCAGCUCCUCCGCCCCCUGAACCUGCUGCAGCUUCAUCAUCAGCCSACGGCGGAGCAGAGAAGCCCCCUCUGCUUGAGGACUGCAAGCUUUUCGAGUCUCUCUUCGAGGGGGGCAUGGCCGCUCAGGCCAAAGAAGAGUGGGAGAAGGCCAUGACGGAGCUGGCCCAGGAGGAACCGGAGCUGCUGCAGCACUUCCAGAAGCUGUCGGAAGCGGCGGGAAAAGUCGGCACCGACACGGCCUCCCAACAAGAAUUCACCUCCUGUCUCAAAGAGACGCUUCGAGGCCUCGCCAAGAACGCAGACAACCUGCAGUCCUCGGGGCUAGCUGGAGAUGACCUGGUGAAAGCUCUGGAGGGUCUCGGGUUGGACGAAGGCGGCGAAGAAGGAGGUGAAGACGGAAACAUCCUGCCCAUCAUGCAGUCCAUCAUGCAGAAUCUUCUCUCCAAAGAAGUGCUGUAUCCAUCGCUGAAAGAGAUCAGCACCAAGUACCCAGAGUGGCUGGAGGCCAACAAGCCGAGCCUCAGCGCUCAGGACCACCAGCGCUACGAGCAGCAGGCUCACAUCAUGGCAGAGAUCUGUGUGCUGUUCGAAGGCGAGGACGAGAGAGCUGAAGAGAAAGAGAAGACGUUUGAGAGCAUCAUGGACCUGAUGCAGAAGCUGCAGGACUUGGGUCAGCCGCCUAAAGAGUUGGCAGGAGAUGCGCCCCCUGGCUUCAACUUCGACAUGGAGUCCCUGAACCUCCCAGGGGUCUCCGGAGCCGGACCAGCCGAGCAGUGCUCCGUCAUGUGACGAGGCGGCGGCGGCGUGGUCCGUCAGAUGUUCCAGAGCCAAAACAAACAGUCGCUCUGCGUCUUUUAGCAGCAGGGAGGGACGCAGGAGUGUGGCCAGACCGCAGACACUGUUCAAGCAGAAGAGGUGUAGAAUCAACAGGAGGAGCCACCAAAACCACMUAAUUUGAUCUAAAAUCGUUUAGAAUGAGUAAACGGCAGCUGCAGCCGCUCCUCCGCUCUUCAUUUGACAGKAAAUGACCUCUGCUGUUGUCCUUGUUGAUUUAACUUCCUGUUUAGCCUCACAGUAAAUUCUUGCACGUCACAGGUUUAAAUGGUGCCUUUUCAUAAAGACUUUAAGUUAUUUUAUAGGUCUUAGAAAUUAAAGAGGAUGUAGUUGAGGUAAGCAAUCCAGAAUAUAGUUUUAACAUGAUAUGAAUUUGAAGAAUCGCUAACAAAGUCGAUGUUGUUUUGUAUGCAAUUAAGCCUAAGCUAAUUAUUAACCUGGCAACUGCACCUUUUCUAAAUAUUUGAUAAAUUGAAGAGUGGAAGGUUUUCAGCACCUUUAUCCAUUUCUCUCCCUCGUAUUGAUUUGAAGUGACUCCCGGAUGCCUUUGCUGUGCUUACAGUGAUCAUUACCGUGUUGAGUUACUGUGCAAAGUGUGAUUUCCCAGAGUUUGUAAAGUGCAGUGAUGGUUUGUCUUGGUGUUGACUCCCUGUAGAAAAAAAAAAACAGACAAAAACAUCCCCAGAGUGAAAACAAUCAUUUGAAAAGGAUGGGAGCACACGGCCUUUCCAGAAAACUUGAGGGUCAGAGUUGGACGUGAGCACUUUCUGGCUCUGGUCGCUGGGUUUGUUUACGACCAGAUUUCAACCAGCUGCUGUCGCCUGCGGACAAAGCUUCCUCUCCGUUACAAUAGAGAGCGAGAGAGGCGUCCAGAAAUGACGGGACCACCAGUAACCGCACAAUGAAAGGGUGCUGUCAAAGGAUUUAGCUAUGCACUGAAAAGAUAUCAGAUUUAUCAGCUGUGAAGGUUUCAUCACGGGGUGGGAGUUWGAGCCCAUCAGCUCUGGAGGACGAUGAAAACCCCAGUGUCAUGAAAAAUAAAGACUUGUAAUUUAACACUACUUUGCUUUGUAAAUAUGAAAUAAAACUGAUAAUUAAACAUG